Exophiala aquamarina CBS 119918 is the source of this 1782-nucleotide messenger RNA. RefSeq lists its product as uncharacterized. The transcript has 2 exons. Gene Ontology annotation, molecular function: phospholipid binding; inositol hexakisphosphate binding; translation initiation factor binding. Bases 1 to 1782 code for a protein of 593 amino acids. The record is from RefSeq and is a predicted model, not a curated record. NCBI's taxonomy places the organism in Eukaryota, Fungi, Ascomycota, Eurotiomycetes, Chaetothyriales, Herpotrichiellaceae. Gene Ontology annotation, biological process: regulation of translational initiation; regulation of translational termination; poly(A)+ mRNA export from nucleus. Gene Ontology annotation, cellular component: cytoplasm; nuclear pore; nuclear pore cytoplasmic filaments.
AUGACACGUGAACGCGCGUCGCCUUAUCAGACCUCGCGCAGGAGCGACGACAGCCCUUCCAGGAAAGUCGAGUAUGAUCUUCAACGCGCGUUUAGUCAAGUGCAACUUCACCAUGCUGAAUGCCAAAGACUUGACUUAUUUCAACGCCGCCAGCAACAAGAAGAGCUUGAUGCAAGGGAGAUGGUCCAGGCAGAAGUCCAUCGAAAGGAGAUCAACUAUGCGACCGCUCAGCAUGAACUAGUACGACAGCAAGCUGAAGCUGUUCUUCGAUCAUAUCUAAAGAAAGAGGAAGAAGAGCGUCGCAAGCGUGAGGAGGAGCGAAGAAGGCAGGAGGAAGAAGAGGAAAAGCGAAGACAGGAAGCAGAAGCGGCACGGAGACUGGCCGAGCUGGAGCGCAGAGAGCGUGAGGAAAGAGAACGACGAGAGAGAGAAGAACGGGAGAAUGCCGAGAAAGAGCGCGUUGCCAUCCUUGAAAAGCAAAAGGAGGACGCAGAGGAAAAGCACCGCAAAGAGCGCGAAGCAACUGAAAAGGCUCAACGAGAAGAAUCCCAGAGACUAGAACGCGAACAGCAGGAUCAAAAAGACCGUGAAAGUGCCCUCAAGCAGCAGCAGCAACAACAUCACCAACAACGAGAGGCGGACAAGACCAGUGCUAUCACCAGCCAAAACCUUUCACCAGCAGCAAUGACAAUCCCCGCACAGAAACCCACACAAAGCACAUCAUCCACUCGUCAUAAUCUAGAGGCAGAACACAGACAUUACCUAGCAAUUCACCAGAAGCUCAAAGCCUUCCGGAAGGAUUUCUGGGACAACACGAGAAAGAACCCAGCUCUAAAACCUCACGUUGGGGAUAUGCGAAGGGCGAUGAAAACCAGUAUCGGCCAACUGACUGACGAUAGGGUUGGCAAUAGGGUUCCUCACGAGAGAAUCCGCUCAACACUCAUCCGAGCACUGAAAGAACUACCAUCUCCACCGGUCACUGUGAACGACUACCUUCCACCCGGACUUAGCCUUCUCGACAAAAACACCACCACCAUCCCAUCACUCGUCCUGUACCUCCUAUCCAUGUUCAGCAAAGCCGUUAUGAACGCCUUUGUAGGCGAAUGCGCUGUGAACCCAAAAGCCGCCGAACCGAUCGGCACACUCGCCGCCCAGAUCUUUUCCAUGCCCGAGCUACAAUUCACGCGCAACGUUCCAUCCCUCAACUCGGGCAUCCACUACGAGGCCUUCGGCGGCUCAGCACCCACCCCGCCGAUGAAACCCAGCAGCUGCUCGCUAAUUGCCGUUCUAGUGUGCAAGUUCCACGCCGCGGCCCCCGCGUUAUUUGGCGUCUCUGGCUCCGAAUCCACCAGCGCCGGAAGACUCCGCCUGGGCUGGCGCACCGAACACGUCUCCGACGGCAAGAAAGCUUUCGUCGAAGAACAAAAGCAUUACGACCGCCUGACAGGGCUCGGGGUCGGGUAUGCGUCCAUCGCUUUGCGGAACUUCUCCAAAGCUCGCCUCCAAAACCCCUGGCCGCCCCGCCACUACUGGGAAAGCCUUGCCAGUAUCGCGAACACGCCCCCUGCCGAGGUACAAACUAGUCACCUGAUUCUCCUCAAGUCGAUGCUGGAAAAUGUCGCCCGCGACCGCUUCGUACUGUUCUACGGCGCCGCCGGAAUCGCCGCCUUGAGGCAGGCGGUCGUCGCUUUCCCAGCCUCGCUGCCGCGAGAGAUCCAGGAGAAGCCCGCUGCGAGGGCGCUGGUGCUUAUGGCUGAGAGUUGGAAAAUGGGCUGGGAUUGA